CUCUCGCGAUCUCAUCCUUUUUGUGCCCCCCUUCUCCCUGACGAUCGCCUCCCCCAACCGCCAUCUCCUCCUCUCCUUCGCCAUCCCUCGUCCCAAAUCCCCGAUCCAAACCCUAGAAACCCGCAAUCCCUUCCUCCUCCGCCGCCUCCUGUGGUCUCUGAUUCUUGGGUUCUCCUCUAUCCGAGGGAAAAGGGAUUGAUCGCUCGGGAUGGGGAAGAACGACUUCUUGACGCCGAAGGCGAUCGCAAACCGCAUAAAGGCGAAGGGUUUGCAGAAGCUGCGGUGGUACUGCCAGAUGUGCCAGAAGCAAUGCCGGGAUGAGAACGGGUUCAAGUGCCACUGCAUGAGCGAGUCCCACCAGCGCCAGAUGCAGGUCUUUGGCCAGAACCCCACCCGCGUCGUCGAUGGCUACUCGGAAGAAUUCGAGAACGCCUUCCUGGACCUCAUGCGCCGCUCCCACCGCUUCUCCCGCAUUGCCGCCACCGUCGUCUACAACGAGUAUAUCUCCGACCGCCACCACGUACACAUGAACUCCACCCAGUGGGCCACCCUCACCGAGUUCGUCAAGUACCUCGGCCGCACCGGCAAGUGCAAGGUCGAGGACACCCCCAAGGGCUGGUUCAUCACCUACAUCGACCGCGACUCCGAGACUCUCUUCAAAGACCGCCUUAAGAACAAGCGCCUCCGUGCCGACCUCGCCGACGAGGAGCGCCAGGAGCGCGCCAUUGCCCUCCAGAUCGAGCGUGCCACCUCCCUCCUUCACUCCUCCUCCCCCUCCUCUGAAGAGCCCCCGUCGUCAUCAUCAAAUCCUCCUGAGAACCGCGGUUCCAGCUCCAAUCCUGAUUCCAAUGUCCAACCAGACAAUGGUUCCGGUGGCAAGAUAGCAUUUUCCCUGCAAUCAGCAUCUGCUGCUUCAAAAUCCAAUCUUGCAAAUGAGACGACCUCCAAGGCCCCAAAAUUAGGCUUUGAUGAGGGACCCGAGUCGGAGAAGAAUCUUGCCACUUCCAAGAAAAGUAAAGCUGCUAGUGAUCGAGGUGGGGCAUUGGAUGAGUUGAUGAGAGAGGAGGAGAAGGCAAAGGAGCGGAGCAAUAGGAAAGACUACUGGCUCUGCGAGGGGAUUGUGGUCAAGGUGAUGAGCAAGACAUUGGCAGACAAGGGGUAUUACAAGCAGAAAGGGUUGGUGAAGAGGGUCAUUGAUAAGUAUGUUGGGGAGAUUGAAAUGUUGGAGAGCAAGCAUUUGCUGAGGGUUGAUCAAGAGGAGCUGGAGACGGUGAUCCCACAGAUUGGUGGACUGGUGAGGAUUGUCAAUGGGGCAUAUCGAGGAUCAGAUGCAAGGCUACUCUCCGUGGAUACUGAAAACUAUUGUGCAAAGGUUCAGAUUGAAAAGGGAAUUUAUGAUGGGAGAGUGUUGAAGGCCAUUGAAUAUGAAGACAUUUGCAAGAUCUUGCACUGAGGGGCUUGAGUUCAAAGAAUAUUCAGAGUAAAAGGUUAAGAUAAGUGCUUAAUUCCAGGACCUUUAUCUCAGCAAUUUGGAUUGUCAUGGCUCUGGAAGAGAACUUUGGUUUGAGAUUCCCUGAUAUGUAAGCAGACGAGAUUGACUCAGAACCCUUGUUAUUGUUGACUUUAUCACCUUGCAUCCACAAACAGAAUGAGGCACAAAUAAGAAGUGUUUUAUCCUGGGAAUACAGUUUGAACUAGAAGGUAGACUUUUCUUCAAUCAUUUGCAUGUGAGUGAUAUUAUUAAUGUUCUAUCAAUUGGAUAAUUUAUGAAGCAUGGCAUGUCAUAUGUAUGAUGCUAAGUUGCUUCC
Elaeis guineensis (African oil palm) is the source of this 1808-nucleotide messenger RNA. Its product is annotated as KIN17-like protein. The record is from RefSeq and is a predicted model, not a curated record. Gene Ontology annotation, cellular component: nucleus. Gene Ontology annotation, molecular function: double-stranded DNA binding. Lineage: Eukaryota; Viridiplantae; Streptophyta; Magnoliopsida; Arecales; Arecaceae. Gene Ontology annotation, biological process: DNA damage response; DNA replication.